GUGUUUAGACAGCGGCUGAUCAAUAAGCGCUGGACUUUGAUCAUUCAGUUGGUUAUUAUUUUGCGGUCUCUCUCUCAUUCAGCUGCACAUGUUUGUCCUGCUGCAGACGCUUCAAUGGCGCCGUUAAAGUUUUGUGCCAAUAUUUCAUGGCUCUUCACGGAGUUACCGGAGCUCACGCAGCGGAUGCGCGACGCGGCGCGUGCGGGGUUCCACGCGGUCGAGGCGGCGUGGAUCUACAGCUCCGACCUGAAAGAGUUAAAAACCGUGAAGGAUGAAACGGGACUCGAGUUUGCGCUCAUAAACACCCCCCCGGGAGAUUUAAGGGCUGGAGAUCUGGGAUUGGGUGCUGUUCCUGGACGAGAGCAGGAGUUCAGACAGGGUUUGGAUCUGGCGGUGCAGUACGCUAAAGCACUGGACUGCAGGAGGAUCCACUUGAUGGCGGGGAGGGUGCCGGCGGGGGCGGACCGCUGCGCUGUUGCCAUGGAGAUGGAGGACACCUUUGUGCAGAACCUCAAACAUGCUGCAGGUGUCCUCUCAAAGGAAGGCAUUCUGGGAUUGAUUGAGCCAAUCAACACCAGGAUCACAGAUCCACGAUAUUUUCUCGACUCCCCACACCAAGCCGCAGUGAUUCUACAGAGAGUAGCUCAUCCCAGCAUCAGGAUGCAGAUGGACAUCUACCACUGGCAGAUCAUGGAUGGCAACCUAACGCAGAAUAUACGCAAAUACUUACCAAUGACAGGUCACAUCCAGAUCGCUCAGGUUCCUGACCGCCACGAGCCGGACAGCGGCGGAGAGCUCAGUUACACGUAUCUCUUCAAGCUGCUGGAGGAGCUGGACUAUCAGGACUACAUCGGCUGUGAAUACAAACCUCAGUGUUCCACAGAAGCGGGUCUGGACUGGCUCAGAAGAUACUGGAGCAGCCACAACUGAUGAGCAGCUUCACGUCUUCAGUUCCUGCUUCUUCUAAAAGGCAAUCAUGUAUUAAAAAGACAAGACUGUAAUUUUCUAAAGCUUAAAAUUGACCCAUAGACUCCCAUUUUCAGUUGUUUUAUUAAUAUUUCACUUGUCAGUAGCUAUGAAAUAUUAAUUUGUCUGUCUCUCAAGGCAUUGCAUAUGAAGAACACUUCAGAUGUUUUAAUUUAAGAUUUAUUAAGCAUUUUCUUACAAAUCCGCCUCUAUAUACAGAAUGUACAAAUGACUUUUUCACACAUUUGAAUUGCUAAUUCAUCUUCUAACAUUUGAAUAAAUCUUUCUUUCAAAAAUGUCCAGUGUGCUUCAAAAAAACAGUAAAACACAUUUUCAUUCUUCAGUUUCUGUCACUGCAGGAGGUAAGACAUUUGCUUUCCUUCAUGUGAAAUGAGUGUCAAGUCCAGUGUCGUCUCAGCGCUGUGCUAGUUAGUAAGACUAAUCGUUACCCGCUCUUUAUGUUGAAGGUACGUGAAGACCAUGUGACGAAUUUAAAGGGACAGUUCACCCAAAAAUGAAAUCCUGUCAUCAUUUACUCACCAUUGUGCGGUU
This is a messenger RNA of Sinocyclocheilus anshuiensis, 1518 nucleotides long. RefSeq names its product hydroxypyruvate isomerase (gene hyi). The transcript is spliced from 8 exons. The record is from RefSeq and is a predicted model, not a curated record. The coding region runs from base 115 to 930 and encodes 271 amino acids. Lineage: Eukaryota; Metazoa; Chordata; Actinopteri; Cypriniformes; Cyprinidae. Gene Ontology annotation, molecular function: hydroxypyruvate isomerase activity. Gene Ontology annotation, biological process: glyoxylate metabolic process.